Messenger RNA from Candida tropicalis MYA-3404, 1671 nucleotides. RefSeq names its product ERMES complex Ca(2+)-binding regulatory GTPase. Gene Ontology annotation, biological process: regulation of mitochondrion organization; mitochondrion organization; small GTPase-mediated signal transduction. NCBI's taxonomy places the organism in Eukaryota, Fungi, Ascomycota, Pichiomycetes, Serinales, Debaryomycetaceae. The record is from RefSeq and is a predicted model, not a curated record. Gene Ontology annotation, cellular component: mitochondrial outer membrane. Bases 1 to 1671 code for a protein of 556 amino acids. The transcript has a single exon. Gene Ontology annotation, molecular function: calcium ion binding; GTP binding; GTPase activity.
AUGGCAACCCCAGAAAGUAUAAGAAUAGUUGUAGUUGGAGAUGAUGAAGUUGGAAAAUCAUCGUUGAUUUCAUCAUUAGUUAAGGAAACCACCAUAAUUGAUCGUCAAUUACAUAAUAAUAAUGUCUUACCUCCAAUAACCAUAUCUAGAGAUGAUUAUUUAGAAAGUAUUCAAGAGUAUUCAUCUAUAAAUAAUGAAAUUCCAUUACCUCCAAAGAAACAAAAUUCUAAAAAACAAAAUAUUAAGCCAAGUUUACAUGAUUCAAAUGAUGAUUUACUGAUACUGAAAUAUAUCCCUACUAUAACUACAAUUAUCGAUACAUCAAGUUCCGAUAUGAAUAAUCUUCAACAAGAAUUAAAAAGAGCUGAUGUUAUAUGGUUAGUUUAUUGUGAUCAUUAUACAUAUGAAAGAAUAUCAUUACAUUGGAUGCCAUUAUUUAGAAGUUUGGGAGUUAAUUUACCUAUUAUAUUAUGUGGGAAUAAAUCAGAUUUAAUAAGUUUAAAGAAAAAAUUUAUAAAAUCACAAAAUUCUGAAGAAUUUAUACCAUUAAUUAAUGAAUUUAAAGAAAUCGAAGCAGGAAUUAGAUGUAGUGCUAAAAAUAAUUAUAAUGUUGUUGAAUGUUUUUAUUUAUGUCAAAGAGCAAUAACUCAUCCAAUAUCUCCAAUAUUUGAUUCAAAAGAACGUGAAUUAAAACCUGGUGCUAUAAAUGCUUUGAAAAGAAUUUUCUUUUUAAGUGAUACUGAUCAAGAUGGUUAUUUAAAUUAUAAAGAAUUUUCAAAUUUACAUAAAAAAGUAUUUAAUAAAGAUGCUGAAGUCGAAGAAUUUAAUGAAAUUAUACAUAAAAUAGAUGAGGAAAUAUUACCUGAAUAUUCAAAUAAUUCCACCCCUUUAAUUAUUUCAGAAGAUGGAUUUCUUAAAUUGAAUAAAAUUUAUGCUGAAUUGGGUAGACAUGAAACAAUAUGGGGUAUUUUAAGAGCAUUUAAUUAUACAAAUUCUUUAUCAUUAAAUGAUAAUUUUUUAAAUCCAAAAGUUGAUAUCAAUCCAAAUUCAAGUGUUGAAUUAUCACCCACGGGAUACAAAUUUUUUGUUGAUUUAUUUAUUAAAUUUGAUAAAGAUAAUGAUGGUGGGUUAAAUGAAUUAGAAUUAGAACAUUUAUUUAAACCAACUCCUGGUAUACCUAAAUUAUGGGUAGAUAAUCAAUUUCCAAAAUCAAUAGUUUGUAAUGAUGAAGGAUUUGUCACAUUACAAGGAUGGUUAGCACAAUGGAAUUUAACUACUUUUUUAAAUUAUAAAACUACUUUAGAAUAUCUUGCAUAUUUAGGAUUUGAGCUUGAUUCAACAAAAGCUAUUAAAAUAACAAAACCAAGGAAAGUUCGACAAAAACAUGGAAAAUUAUUAAGAAGUUCAAUUAAUGAUCGAAAUAUUUUUAAUUGUUUUAUAGUUGGUGCACCAAAAGCAGGUAAAACUUCAUUAUUGGAAACUUUUUUACAUAAUUCUUAUAGUGAAUUCUACUCCCCUACAAUUCAACCAAGAUUGGCUGUUAAAGAUAUUGAAUUAAGAGGCGGGAAACAAUGUUAUCUUAUACUUGAAGAAUUGGGAGAAUUAGAACCAGCUAUACUUGAGAAUAAAUCAAGAUUAGAUCAAUGUGAUAUAAUUUUGUUAUGUUUAUGA